UGGACUUUUUACAUAUGGCGUCUAUCGCAGGUGGAAAUGGGUGGUUGUGCAUGAGAAGGCCAAACCCAGUUGAUGUUGUUGUGUAGAUACAGCAGCACAAUGCGAGGCAGCGGCGGUGGAGGUGUAUUUUGGCAAAAUUUUAAAAGAAAAUGGAUGUCUUCAAAUUCUGUUUUCACCUCCAGUUCGAGCGGUUUACGCGCUAUUCUUGGCCCCAAUCUCCCCGACGUCUGGAUCCCACGUGGCAGUAGCUACAAUGUUAACACCGCUACCUGUCCCAACUCCUUUGCUAAUAGACAGAUUGCUGCAAUAAUUGAUGGGAAGUUGAUUGCUCAGGAUAUAAAGUUACAGAUAGCUAAUGAAAUUAGAAGAAUGAAGGCUUCCAUUGGAAAAUCACCUAGCUUGGCAGUUGUUUUGGUGGGUGAGAGAAGGGACUCUAAAACCUUUGUUCGCUUCAAGUUAAAAGCUUGUGAUGAAGUUGGAAUCGCCUCUUCGGUAUCAAAGUUGCCCCAAGACUGCUCAGAAGAAGAACUUUUUAAUGUUGUGACAGGAUUCAAUGAGAACCCAUUAAUACAUGGUAUUAUUGUGCAACUUCCUCUACCAAAACAUUUGGAUGAGGAAAAGAUUCUAAAUUUUGUGAGUCCUGAAAAAGAUGUGGAUGGUUUUCAUCCCCUCAAUAUGGGGAAUCUUGCCAUGAGAGGAAGGGAACCAUUAUUCAUCCCUAGUGCCUCUAAGGCUUGCAUUGAGUUGUUGUUGAGGUCUGGAGUGGAAAUUAUCGGAAAAAAGGCAGUGGUAAUUGGGAGAAGCAAAAUUACUGGGUUGCCUACUUCCUUGCUACUGCAGAGGCAUCAUGCAACAGUCAGUACUUUACAUGCAUUUACAAAGAAUCCAGAGCAUAUAUCUUCUGAAGCCGAUAUUGUUGUGUCAGAUGUUGGGGUUCCUAACAUUGUCCGUGGCGAUUGGCUAAAACCUGGAGCAUUUGUAAUUGAUAUGGGUACAAAUACAGUAAAGGACUCGAGUAGUCAGAAGGGUUACCGGAUAACUGGAGAUGUUUGCUUUGAAGAAGCUAUUAAGGUGGCAUCAGCCAUAACCCCAGUGCCUGGAGGUAUAGGACCUGUUACAAUCUCUAUGCUACUUUCCAACACACUUGACUCUGCUAAACGUGCAUUCAAAUUCACUUGAAAUGAUAGAUUUUGUAUACAUUACACAUUUGACAAUCCUGUCUCUUUCCAAUUCCAAUUUCAUUGUCUUUCAAGUUUCAACUUAUGAGAAUAUUACCUCUGGUAUUUUACUUUGAGUAAAACUAAACUAUGUGUAGAAACAAAUUAUACGAAUUUAUAUGUACAAACUGAGAGAUCAGUUUGUGAUUGGAUUA
Messenger RNA from Mangifera indica (mango), 1372 nucleotides. RefSeq names its product bifunctional protein FolD 1, mitochondrial-like. Lineage: Eukaryota; Viridiplantae; Streptophyta; Magnoliopsida; Sapindales; Anacardiaceae. The record is from RefSeq and is a predicted model, not a curated record. The transcript is spliced from 5 exons. Gene Ontology annotation, molecular function: methylenetetrahydrofolate dehydrogenase (NADP+) activity; methenyltetrahydrofolate cyclohydrolase activity. The coding region runs from base 73 to 1179 and encodes 368 amino acids. Gene Ontology annotation, cellular component: cytosol. Gene Ontology annotation, biological process: tetrahydrofolate interconversion.